Messenger RNA from Sphaerodactylus townsendi, 1101 nucleotides. It is a transcript of the gene GPR84, whose product is annotated as G protein-coupled receptor 84. The annotation marks the transcript as partial. Gene Ontology annotation, biological process: neuropeptide signaling pathway. The transcript has a single exon. Gene Ontology annotation, cellular component: membrane. Gene Ontology annotation, molecular function: urotensin II receptor activity. The record is from RefSeq and is a predicted model, not a curated record. Lineage: Eukaryota; Metazoa; Chordata; Lepidosauria; Squamata; Sphaerodactylidae.
GUUGUGCCCAAGGUCUGCACUUGUAGUUUCCACCGCAUCAAAGGCCGGCCCUACACCACCAUCCUCAUGGGCCUCUACUUCGUGGUAGGCCUCAGCUGCGUUGGCAUCUUCUACUUCCUGAUCCAUCGCAAAGUCAAAAGCGCCGCCCACGCCAUGGAUCAAUACAAGCUGAAGAAAGUCAGCGUCAAGGGAGCCCAUGUGGCUGGAACCAGCUCAGCUACCCCAGGGCAUUAUCAAGAACUGGACAGUGGGGUUGAUAGUGCAGGGCCUUCCCAGCAGUCCUGCGAGGAUCUACCCUCUGAGCCAACUUCCAAAACCUCCGUUCCUUCAGCUUCAGGGAGCAACAGCACUCCUCCAGUGCCUCAGCCUGGUGUCCCACUGAAGAAAGCAGCCACUAGCCAGCCAAAAGACAGCAAUACGGAAUUCCGCCGGGUGACCCGCAUGUGCUUCGUGGUCUUCAUUUUCUUUGUCUUGUGCUACAUCCCCUUCCUGCUGCUCAACAUCUUUGAUGGCAAAAGCAGGGCCCCAACUGUCCUGCACAUGAUUGCUGCUAACCUCACAUGGCUCAACAGCUGCAUCAAUCCAGUGCUUUAUGCUGCUAUGAACCGCCAGUUCCGUGAAGCCUACAAAGGAGUGCUCAGCAACUUCACACAGAGGUUUUGCUGGUGCAGCUAACCAGAAGCGUAGCGUUCGCUGCCUCUGCAAAUAUCUUCUCUUUGUCCACAGUUCUGGAGGUCCCAAAGAAUCAGCCUAGAAUGUCCUAGCAGUUGGCAUUCAUAGGUCCCCAUGCACUUCUUGAGAGUGGGAAAAAUACCACUUGUGAGGUUAGUAGCCAGUGGUGGAAGUAUUUGACCUGGCUAGACUUCAAGGAAUCGGAGCAACUGUUGCUCCUUCACAGAGCCGCUUGUGUAGAAAUAUUCACUAGUUCUCUUUUUAAAUAAGUGUGAACACUGAAAACACUGCCGAAUCCUCACAUUACUAUUUGUAUAUAUUUUUAUUUGCAAAUGUAUAUUUUUUUCACACACAUACAUGUAGAGAAGCCAUGUUCCUGUAUCAUAUCAAGACUAUUAUUCUUGGCCAUGGCACAAUCCCCCCCCCCCC